AUGCCACCUCCCGUCGGCAGAUAUGGGCCAUCUGGUCUAGGUGCCCCUUACAAUAUACAACAAUCUCACAUUCAGUCUCACCCUCACGCUCAGUCUGCAAACACACUACCUCCCCCUUCGCUUGGUCAUCCCGGCUUCGCGGGCAACCCAAAUACCAACAUCAACCCGUUCACACUUUCCGGCGCUGGCAUUGCAAAUGGUAUGUCUGUCGCUGGAUUCCCAGGCGCGGGUGCCGAUGGUGGUGGUACCGGACUAGCCAGCCACGCCGCACAGAUGGGGUUCGCGCGCGGUGCGCAAAUGCAACAGGCACAACUACACCAAGGCCACGACGGUCGGUUAGCACUCGAAGCUAAAGGAGGUGCAGUCAAGUCUAGAAUCAGAGAUGUCUGGAAGCACAAUCUGGCUCAUGAGAUGGCGGUGUUGCGUCAGCUGGUCGACAAGUACCCAUAUAUCAGCAUGGAUACCGAAUUCCCUGGAAUUGUCGCACGACCGAUCGGAUCAUUCUCAAACAAAGCCGAUUACCAUUACCAGACCCUGCGAUGCAAUGUCGACCUUCUGAAGAUGAUCCAACUGGGAAUCACCCUGUUCAACGACGAAGGAGAGGUUCCACCAGCGUCGGGUGGUGAUGGGAACGGACAGGCAUACGGCGUGCCCGCUCCUUGUACGUGGCAAUUCAACUUCCGGUUCUCACUGGAGGGCGAUAUGUACGCCCAGGAGUCAACAGCCAUGCUCGCCAAGUCCGGAAUCGACUUUGCCAACCAUGAGAAGAACGGUAUCGACCCCUUUGAGUUCGGUGCUCUAUUGAUCAGCUCUGGGCUGGUCCUGCUCGAUGACGUCCACUGGGUUUCGUUCCACUCCGGAUACGACUUCGGCUAUCUGAUGAAGAUCAUGCUCUGCUCCCAACUUCCCGAAAAUGAGGAGGAGUUCCACAAACUUCUGACCAUCUUCUUCCCGUCACUCUACGACAUCAAAUACCUCAUGAAGCACGCCGGCCGCAACCAGGCUGUCAACGGCUCGCCUCUUACCCCUGCAGCAGCAGCGAUUCUCACCAGUCUGGGACAGAAAUCCGGCUUGCAAGAUAUCGCCGAUGAGCUUGGCGUCAAGCGUGUUGGAAUCGCUCACCAGGCCGGGUCCGACUCCCUCGUGACAGGCGAGAUCUACUGGAAGACCCGCCAACUCAUCUUUGGCGGCGCCAUCGACGACAGCAAGUACUCCGGCCAGAUCUGGGGUCUCAAUGGACAGAUGCCCGCAAUGGCCUACAACAUGGCCCAGCAAACGCCGAACCUCAACGGUGCCACCAUCUACCCGGGAACCCCUAGCACCCCCAAUACCGGGUCCCACGGAACCGGCGCCCACACUCCCCAGCACCACGGAGCGAGCUAUCAAGCCGUGACGCCGGGGGCCUAUCAAAUGGGCCGCGCAUAG
Molecule: messenger RNA, 1425 nt
Organism: Penicillium brevicompactum
Lineage: Eukaryota; Fungi; Ascomycota; Eurotiomycetes; Eurotiales; Aspergillaceae
Product: CCR4-NOT core DEDD family RNase subunit POP2
Exons: 2
Coding region: 1-1425 (474 amino acids)
Cellular component (GO): CCR4-NOT core complex; CCR4-NOT complex; P-body
Molecular function (GO): nucleic acid binding; poly(A)-specific ribonuclease activity
Source: RefSeq, a predicted model, not a curated record